AUGAAGAAGCUGCUGCUGCUCCUCUGGGCAGUUGAUGCGCUCUGUUUAAUCUACGAUAAUGAAGAGGACACUUGCACGAGGGUGUGUGGCAGCCGGCCACUAGCCAUGAGCCACGGCAUGCUGCGGAUUGUGGGCGGGGUCGAUUCCCUGCCAGGAACAUGGCCCUGGGCAGUCAGCUUCCAGUUCCCGACCCGGCAGGGAUUCCGCCAUUUCUGUGCCGGCUCCUUGAUCAAUUCUCGCUGGGUUAUUUCGACGGCCCAGUGCUUCCUCAUUCUCAAGUACCUUAAGGUGGAGUACUUCAGACUGCAGAUUGGGGCAACCCAGCGCUCCAAACCUGGGCCAGAUGCCCAGAACCGGGUCAUCAAGAGGCUGGUCAACCAUGCUCGCUAUGACCGCGACAAUCACUUGAAUAACAUUGCCUUGGUAGAAAUGGACAAACCCGUAAUUUGCAACGAUUAUGUCCAGCCCGCCUGCUUGCCGGAGGGGGACCUGGACCUAGAUUCGCUCACCCACUGCUACAUCUGUGGCUGGGGCAUCACGAUCAUGGAGAGGGGAGCCAAAUAUUCGGACAUCCUACAAGAGGCCGAAGUGUCGCUGGUGGCCAGAAGUGAGUGCAACAGCUCUGAACAGUAUUCGACCCUCAUAAGAGAGGAACACCUGUGUGCCAUGUCUGACGAUCCCAACAAGGGCAGCUGCCGGGGUGACGGCGGUGGACCCCUGAUGUGCAGGACGCCCCACACCGAGCGCUACUGGCUGAUCGGCCUCAACAGCUGGGGCACCGGCUGCUCCAGUGGCAAAUCCCCCGGAGUCUUCACUUCCACCCAGUCCUUCCUCACCUGGAUCAAGGACAUCCUGGCGAACCCCCCCGCCUCUGGCCUCUCUCCUCCAUUCAGACCAACCACGCCCCGCACCCCCACCCCUCCGCCCCCAAGCCGGUUCACGGGAGUGUAUUAUCUCGACCCCAUUUACAAAAAGGUCAACGGGAUGCUAGUUGGGUACUUCCCAGAGGCGAACACGCAUAGCCUUCCGACGCGCAAGUGGAGACCGCCCGUGAAACGUACCACCUGGCCUUGGUACACAGGAACCCCGAGGACAUUCUCACCUUUCACUUUCUUCCCUCAGAACACUCCACGGUGGCCAACCCCCACCACGGCCUUCCUAGGCUGGGGCAAGGGACCUAGCAUAAUUUAUAGGCUGCCCCGGAAAAAGUACACAGCCGCUCCGUACACCACGCGUUUUCGGUGGCCUCAGGCUCAAUACUGGAAUAGGCACCCUCUUUAA
Molecule: messenger RNA, 1281 nt
Organism: Protobothrops mucrosquamatus (brown spotted pit viper)
Lineage: Eukaryota; Metazoa; Chordata; Lepidosauria; Squamata; Viperidae
Product: acrosin-like
Exons: 5
Coding region: 1-1281 (426 amino acids)
Biological process (GO): acrosome reaction; proteolysis
Molecular function (GO): serine-type endopeptidase activity
Source: RefSeq, a predicted model, not a curated record